AUGCUGUACCUCGCCUUUGCCGUCCUCACAGCGUUUUUGGCCACCACGUCCGCCCACAACAUCCAGAUGAAGGCGCACUCACGCGAAUGCUUCCACGAACAGCUACACAAGGAUGACAAGAUGACGGUCACAUUUCAAGUGGGCGACAGAGAAUUUGGCGGAAGCGGAAACCUGGAGCUCGACUUUUGGAUACAAAAACCCGACAACUCAUACCAAGUGCACGAACGCGCCGUGUCGGCCGGUGACCACUCCUUCGAAGCGCCCAUAGACGGCCGGUACACGUAUUGCUUUAGCAACGAGCAUUGGUCGGCCAACACGAAGGAGGUCUCGUUCAACGUCCAUGGAAUUGUUUAUGUCCCGGAGUCAGAGGCGCCGCAAGAUCCACUGGAGAAGGAAGUGCGCCAGUUGUCCGAGCUCGUGGCGCAAGUGAAGGAUGAGCAGGGAUACAUCAUUAUACGGGAGCGGACACACAGGAACACAGCGGAGAGCACAAAUGCUAGGGUCAAGUGGUGGAGUAUUUUCCAGCUGCUGGUUCUGCUUGGGGAGGGCAUUUUCCAGGUCUGGUGGUUGAAGAGAUUCUUUGAGGUCCCCGUCGGUCCAUGGCCCAGCCACCCUAAACUCAAAGAGCUCGGCCGCUACGAGCGCGCGCAGAUGAAAGGUUCGCUCGAGGCGCAUUCUGUUGCUCUGUACACGCAGGUGCUGAACUACUCCCUGGACCAGGUGAAAGUGAUCUUGGGAGUGGUCAAGAAGGAGCUCAAUGAUCCGAGUUUGCAAUGGUACACAUUUUACCGGGUCGUUUAUGUUUAUGGGAAGUCCCCUAAAGUGUAA
This is a messenger RNA of Coniosporium apollinis CBS 100218, 828 nucleotides long. RefSeq lists its product as uncharacterized. NCBI's taxonomy places the organism in Eukaryota, Fungi, Ascomycota, Dothideomycetes. Bases 1 to 828 code for a protein of 275 amino acids. The record is from RefSeq and is a predicted model, not a curated record. Gene Ontology annotation, cellular component: endoplasmic reticulum-Golgi intermediate compartment; Golgi apparatus; COPII-coated ER to Golgi transport vesicle. Gene Ontology annotation, biological process: intracellular protein transport; Golgi organization; protein retention in ER lumen. The transcript has 4 exons.